AUGAAGACAUUCAUUAUUAUAUUAUUUUGUUUGUUAUUAAUAACGGUAUUUUCUGAAAAUAUCGAAAUAAAGCCAGCAUCAAAUACAAAUAUUAUUUGUCCGGAUGCUAUAUCAAUAUGUCCAGCGAAUUGUACUGGUUGUAUUUCAAUAGAUGGUGACUAUUCGUGUUGUCCAGUUCAAGAAGGAGUUUGUUGUUCAGAUCAUAAACAUUGUUGUCCAAAACAUUAUAAAUACGAUUUAAAAAUUUUUAAAUAUGAUCGUGUUUUUAGUGCAACAAUGCUUGGUGUACAACCAUCAUUAAAUAAAAGUUGA
Messenger RNA from Rotaria sordida, 312 nucleotides. The record is from the annotation of a GenBank genome assembly. Lineage: Eukaryota; Metazoa; Rotifera; Eurotatoria; Philodinida; Philodinidae.